Molecule: messenger RNA, 680 nt
Organism: Rana temporaria (common frog)
Lineage: Eukaryota; Metazoa; Chordata; Amphibia; Anura; Ranidae
Product: mucin-17-like
Exons: 5
Coding region: 73-468 (131 amino acids)
Source: RefSeq, a predicted model, not a curated record
UGCGUGUCUCACUGUGAAAACAAAUCUCCUUCUUAUGUGGAUUGUCAUAAAGGAACCUGUCAGAUCCAGAAGAUGACGGGACCCCAGUGCUUUUGCCCAGCAUUGGACAAGUAUAUGUACACAAAAUCAGACUGUACAGGCUCAAUUCUUAAGGAUGCUUUAUAUGGCGGCGUGGGAGCAGCCAUUGGUGUCUUGGUCAUCAUCAUUUGCACUGUACUAUUCCUCCUGUACAGAUCGAAAACAUCAAACAAGGACAGGGAGGCAAUCCUAAAUGGGGGUGACCAGUGGUUUGAAGAAGACAAAAAUGAUGAAUGGACUAACAACAUUGACAUAGAUGAUGGAAAUCAAGAAUGGCAAGGUGCUUCCAGGAGGAACUUUAGACCAAUCUUGGAAAACGUCAACACACAAAUGGAGGUGAAGAUCAAAAGACCAGAGAUUUACCCACCCCUGUAUUACAGCUCAUGUUGAAAUGUUCCUAGCAUGUGCAAUGGGAAUGUAAAGUUGUUUUGUGUGUCUAUAUAUAUACUGUAAAUAUACUGGAUAUUUUUAUAUUUUUGUUUUAGUAAGUUUCCCAGUCUGUUCUUACCUCCUGUUUUCUUUUUUAGAAAGGGUUUGUUGUUUACAGAACUCAAUAGCUUAAGCUUACAUUUGCAUACACAAGUCAAAGAGGCAGAGCACUC